UGUGUGUGCGUGUGUGUGUGUGUGUGUGUGCGUGUAUGUUUAGGUUGGUGUGGCAGCGUGCCAGCUGUCCCGUGCUCUGGGUCUCAAGGUGUUGGGGACGGCAGGGACGCCGGAGGGACUGAAGCUGGUCCUCAACAACGGAGCUCACCUGGCCUUUAAUCACAGGGAAGAGGGCUACACGGACAAAAUCAUGGAAGCCACAGAGGGCAGAGGCAUCGAUGUGAUAGUAGAGAUGCUGUCAAAUGUCAACCUCAGUAAAGACCUCCACAUGUUGGCCUUGGGAGGACGUGUUACGAUCAUUGGCUGCAGAGGCUCCAUAGAGAUCGACCCCAGAGACACCAUGGCUAAGGAGAGCAGCAUCAUGGGAGUGACCCUUUCCUUCGCUACAUCGGAGGAGAACAAGGAGUGUGCGGCGCUGUUCUACGCGGGGAUGGAAGCUGGUUGGCUGCGUCCGGUCGUCGGCUCCCAGUACCCGCUCACCAAGGCCGCCCAGGCCCACCAUGAUAUCAUUGAGUGUCCCGGGGCUGCUGGGAAGACAGUCCUGGUCGUGGGAUGAUGUGAUCAUAGCACAGGUUUUGGCUGUUAAUAAUAAGGAAAAAAGUCAAGAACUUAAAUGAAAUAAAUGUAUAAAAAAA
Messenger RNA from Anarrhichthys ocellatus (wolf-eel), 635 nucleotides. Its product is annotated as quinone oxidoreductase-like. The record is from RefSeq and is a predicted model, not a curated record. Bases 191 to 556 code for a protein of 121 amino acids. Lineage: Eukaryota; Metazoa; Chordata; Actinopteri; Perciformes; Anarhichadidae. Gene Ontology annotation, molecular function: NADPH binding; mRNA 3'-UTR binding; quinone reductase (NADPH) activity. The transcript is spliced from 4 exons. Gene Ontology annotation, cellular component: cytosol.